Messenger RNA from Oncorhynchus gorbuscha (pink salmon), 2337 nucleotides. RefSeq lists its product as uncharacterized. Gene Ontology annotation, biological process: T cell costimulation; immune response; cell surface receptor signaling pathway. Gene Ontology annotation, cellular component: external side of plasma membrane. The transcript has 8 exons. The coding region runs from base 67 to 1098 and encodes 343 amino acids. Lineage: Eukaryota; Metazoa; Chordata; Actinopteri; Salmoniformes; Salmonidae. The record is from RefSeq and is a predicted model, not a curated record.
GUACAAUAAUUGAGACGUCUCCCUGGUAAUAGCGAAACCGAAAGUAGCCAAACAGCCUGUUGCCGGAUGAUUGUGCGAUCGUUAUCAAAUCUUUCGACACCUUCUAAACGUCAACAGCCUGUACUGUUUGCGAGGAAUCCAAAGAUGACUUCAGCUACCUCCUUGCUGUUUUUUGCGAUCCAUUUAGCCUAUAUCAGCACUGGAAAUUGCUUGGAGUCAGCAUUUGUCAAACUGGAGUGUAAAACAGAAUACCAUGGGGUUUAUGGUCAGCAGUUAAUUCUAGGGUGCAUUGUCAAACCUGUGGUUGUGGAUGUGACCAUCAUAACGGUGACCUGGAAGAGAAUGGGAGCUGCUGAUAAAGCUGAUGCUAAUUUGUUGGAAUACCAUAAAGAGAAAAGGGAGCUAACCCCUGGGUUUAAAUUUGCUGAGCCAUCCUGGAACAAGACGAAUAUGAAUGUCUCCUUGUUGUUGACAAAUACCAAGAUGGCUGACAAGGGGCAGUAUGAAUGCAUGGUGACCACAGAUGUUGGGAUUGCCACAGCUACAAUCAGCCUCAGUGUCACAGCUAAGUACAAGACUCCAACCAUGAGCUGCCUCCCUGAGACCAACAUCAAAGAGAACACAGAUGUGACCAUUUUCUGCAACUCUACAGGCGGGCACCAGACAGGGUUGAUCUGGUGGUUUGACGAGUUCGGCAGCAAUUGGACGCGCAGUGCUGAACUGGUGGCCAAAGAGACAGACGAUGGACUGUUCAGCCUCUCCAGUCAAUUCACAGUGCUGAAGGCCACGUCCAGUUACACAAACUACACGUGCAAAGUGCUCAAUGUCAAUGGUGCCGAGGAGGGGAUGGCAUCAUUUGUGAUCCAGUUUGCGUCGCGAGACUUAGGUAUUAAAAGUGACCACUUGAAUAUUGUCUCCACCACCAACUGGCUAGCCCCGGUUGCAGUCAUAGGCUCUCUGAUCAUUGGACUCCUUGCUGCACUGCUCUUCUUUAAGAGGCGCUCUGCCCAACGAGCUCGAAGGCAGUCCACCUUCCCAUUAAUGAGUGGCCACCAACAGAUACCAGGCAUGAUCAAUAUGUUGAGGCAGGAGGUCUAAACAGCGACAGGAACUGAUUAGUUAACCGGCAGUCUCUGGAAGGGGCUGUUUCCUUGACGAUCAAUAAGGAGCUUGUCACCUUCACUGUCCUUUGAUGGACUGUUUCCUGUUAAGUGUUCGGUGACAGUCACUUUGGCACUCAGGUCAUUCUGAUUUGAGGCAUUUGUUUCUUCAUAAUCUACUGAGGAUGCCAGCCUUUAAGCACUGUGGUUGAUUACAAAUGGUAUAACUCUUUAACAGCCUAUGUUUAAAAGCUUAACAUAAAUGGUCAUAUACAGAGUUGCCAUGGUGUAGGUAAACUAGAUUCUACCAGCAUGAUUGUUAAAACUCAGGUCUGCUAAGAGCAAAUUUGAAUACUGUGAAAAUUCUUUGCGACUUCUGGUGCAGGUUUACAGGCUGUUCCUGCUUUAAGUUAGUUUUAACAGUGGUCAAGUAGGCUACGGUGGCUAUUUGAUCAUAAUGUAGGCCUACCAGAGUGGCCUACCAUAAUAAACAAUGGAGAAAAUGCAUCCCAUAACAUUAUAACAUGGAAAUAGCUGUUCUGUCAUUCAGCCAACAGUAGCAGCCAAUGUGCGGUGUUCAAUGUAAGUCUACAUUCCAUGAGACUUUUGAAAAAAAACAUGUAUGACUUGACAUGAAACCACUUGCAUCAUUAUUCCCAUACCAUACCCCCCCCAUUUCUGACUACAAAUUAUCAAUAACUGGGCUAAUAACUCACUAACUAGUGAACAAAUGUACAAAUGUGCACAAGUCGCUACAUAUAGUUCUUGCUUUGAUCUACUCACAACCGCUCAUGCUGUAAAAACAGUCCAGUUCAAAGUGAAUGGCCGAGAUCUAUAUAUGGCAAUGGUCUAUUUGUAUAUAGGCCUACUGCAGCUCUGAUUGGUUAUGGCACACUGGUCUGUGUAGAGUACAAGUCUGCUAAACUAAAACUAAAUUCGCCUCUGAGGUUUCGCAAGACUGUACAGUGCAAUACGACAUGUUUCAUUUGACCAAAGAUGUGUUGAUCAUCAGGUUUUAAUAGAUACUGCUGUGCCUGCCACUGUCCUCCCUGGGCUUUCAUUCUGCUACAAUGUGUAUGAGAAGAAAUGUUAUGCUAAAUAGUACAUUACUUUUGACUAGAAGGAAUAGGGUGCCAUUUUGAAUUCAUCCUUUGACUUGACUUUGUGUAAUAUCUGGAACUUAUUGUAACAUUAAAGCAACCUUGUUACCAACAGCCAGCCUGUUGCUUCAACAGUG